GUUACAGACUCUACUAGCCUUUACGAUACGAUACUGAGACAAUAUUCAAUGUCAUUGAGGGCUAACAUGGAUUGGUCAUCCCAUCUUGCCUUUCAUGCGGUUUAUGUAUACAACACUACUUUCUGUAGAGCCAAUGAACAGAAUGUGCAAAUAGGUAAAUCCUUCAAAUUUAUCAAGAAUGUUUAGUCAGGGGACUUCCAGUUACCUACCAAUGGAUAGAUGGUUAGAGGGUCAGACUAGAAUGUGUAAGUGCUCCGUUUAACAUGUGAUAAGGUUACAUGCGUAAGUGUUAUGUUUAACUAUGAGAUAUGAUCGCAGGUGUAAGUGCAUUUUGCAUGAGAUAAUGUUUAAGAUGUUAGUAGUAAGUUUUACUUGGGGUUUGCUGUCCACGCACAGGUAAAAAAAAAUAAUUGUACUAAAUAUAUUCCGCCAAACAUUGGCGACCGCAAAGUGUGAGCUCUUCAUCUACUAAAUUUAAUUUAAAAAACAUGGACUAAGUGACGCAGAUUAAAGAAUCCCGAUUUUAGCUAUACCUCUUUCCUCCAUGAUACAUCACUGUACACUUUUUUUUAACGCCCAAGAACUAUAUUUAGUACUCUGAUGUCCCAAUCACAUUUAAACCGAUUUUGAUUUACACCAUACUUAAAUUGAGACGAUUUCACUUUCCGAAAAACAAAUUACGCACCAAAUGCAGUUGUUAUUAAAAAAAUUUUUUUAGCGUUGUUAUCGGGUAUUAUAAUUUGCGAGCUGUUGGACUAAUUAUUGAACCAUACUUUAUUUAAAAAAUAUAGAAUUAUUUGCAAUAUACUCUACAUACCAAUUACGCUGAAUAGGAAGCAGUCCACGAGUCACAUCAGAAGCAUAAUAUAAAUAAGAGAUGUUUCCCAAAUUAACAGCUUUUAUGCUGUGUAUGGACUGGCAGAGCUGCUUGAUUUCUAUUGAACAGAAGAAACCUGCAGCCCAGGACCAGGAUGGUUGAGCGUUGGUGAUGAAAUUCGUGUAUGGCUUAAGUCGUAUAAUGAGUUCUAUCCCACCUGCUAUGAAUUGUUUUUACUAACACUUACCCAAUCUGCGGUGCUAUCUAUAAAGAUAUUUCCUCCCUUGAUUUGACUUACGUAGGACUCAUGCAGUAGUGUAGCUAGCUGACGCCUUAUGUACCCAGUAGAGAGCUCCGCUCAUCCGAUAGUGGCAAACUCUCGACACCACGUGUUUGCCUUGAGACUUACGGAAAGCGCACUUUCGCAUUUGCUUGUCCAACAAUUUGGAACGCCCUUCCUGUCGAUAUUAGAAACAACCAGACACUGGAGUCCUUUAAAACAGAUCUAAAGACACAUCUAUUUCGCAAAUACCUUCUGGGAUGAUUGUCUACCUUAUUUUCCAUGUGUUGCUGUGUUGCUCCGGGUUGAAAUGGCUAGAAAGACUUUGAUAUUGUAUGCUUGUAAUUAGUUUUUGUAGUGUUGUGUUUGUUUUAAAUGUGGUGAAUUAUAGAUAUGUUUUUUGUUGACUUUGUACCGCGCUUCGAGCCUUUGGGGAUGAAGCGUGUUUUUUAAAUGAACUUUAUUAUUAUUAUUAUUAUAUACUGGCCGAAUGUUCAUUGGUGCCUCCCCCCUCCCUCACGUCGCAUGCUUCAACCAUUCACUGUUUGAUAAAGGUUUAAAAUGAAAUUGGUUUAAUUAUGAAUGUACUAAAAAUUAUGACGUUGUGCCCGUUGGGUUACUUGUUAAUUAAUAAUUGAUCCCUAAUUUAGUGUUAGACAAAUAAUGAAACAGCGCUGUGAAAAUGAUUUUUUUUUAAUCGAACUAACAACACGGUUUUCUUGAAUAAUAUCAUUAACAGUCGACACGUAAACAGGAACCUAAGUUGAGAUUGCAGUUAAUUUUUUUUUUUUCAUAUCACAGAAAUUCAGAGGACAUAUGGUCAAGUGCUGAUAUGUUAAAUUUAAACUUCAGUGAAUAGCUUCUUAUUAAACAAACUCAUCUUAAUGAUGAAUGAGUUUGAAACUCGAUUUUGAAAAUUUCCUUACGUCAUUUGAACUGUAAAAAGCUCAAAAUCCACUUAAUUAUUGAAGAAUUACCCGACUUUGUCUGAUCCUGGUAUGGCAGUCUGUUGUUGUUGUUGCUUGUCCGUCCGGAGUCACCCAUGACCACUUUGAUCAUCACAUUUGUGCUAGUUGUGUCUGUGGGUGCGCAGAUGGCUAAUGAGGCAAAUUCUGGCUCGAAAUUUUCUUGUGCAAUAGGUGCAGGGGGAUGAUGGCGCAUCUCUGGGAGCAGAGUCAGACCGGGCCUUCCUGGCAGGUCUCUUGCGGUCUGCAGCCACUGUUCUUCCAACUUUAUGGUGCAUAGAUCUCCUGUGUAAAGUAAAACGCCAUGAUGUUCGAUCCUUGGCUAUUUCCUCCCACGUGUCUGGGUUUAUGUCGAAGGCUUUCAGUGAGGAUUUCAGGUUGCCCUUAAAACGUUUCUCCUGCCCACCACCAGACAGCUUUCGUUGGUCGAGCUCACCACAGAAAAUUAUUGGACAGACAGUCGUUUGACUUUUUCACAACAUGUCCCGCCUAGAAAUGGUGAACCCCUAAAUUCAAUGAUAAACUAAAACUCGUAUUUAAAAAAGGGAGUAUCAUGCUUUGGUUAAAUUUAAAAUAAUAAAACAACUGUUCUCAAUGUUAGAUUUUACGUAUUUGUGUUAGUCAGCGAGUUUUUAGUUAAGUGUUUCAAAGGUUAGAGAUUGUUUCUCACUUAUAUGCUAAUCUUGAGGCUGAUCUACAACGUGCUGUACAAGAGGGAGUCAGGUCCGUUCUUAGGCAUACGCUGCCUACGCAUCCGCGUAGGGCCCCGAACAUGAGGGGGCCCCCGUGAGGCGCCCUCGAUCCCCCGGUUUUUUUUUAAACUGGCACUGUAGCCGUCUGUGUCACUCACGUUACCUUCCUCAUCCUGAAAUUUAUCAUUCUGAGUUGAAUUCGGAGGCAGGGGAAGGGAAGCAUCAGGUGGGAGCUUUGGGGGUAGCAGAUAGGAAAUCGGGUGCUUGGCCGUGGGAAUGGGAAAGAGGAAACAUUGAUGAAGGCAGAAUGGAGGUGCCGCAGUGGUGGGUGGUGUUUUCUCCUCAGCUCGAGGGAGCUUCACCCCCGGACCCCACCUUCCGGGGCCACCAACCUACGCUCAAUGCUUAGGGCCCCAAAAGUCAUAAGAACGGCUCUGAGGGAGUUUUAAAAUACAGUUGGCGCAACUUUUGAAACAGAAAAUUUGCAAGGCUUAUAAUUACAUGCGCUUUUAAAAAAAAAUAACAUUGUUUUUCGGUAGAUUUCCGUUAAAUACGAUUAAGCAAUCCCUAUGAUGAAUAAUUGUGUAAAGUUAGGUUUAAUUUAGUGAUUAACUAAAACAAUACGUUGUUGUCCAACUUUGAUCUAGUAAAUGCUUUUAGUAGGAGUGAUAUAACCAACCGAAAUGUAUUAAAUACAAAUUAUGUAAGGAGGGACAAAUAUUUAUUUUUUAAUUAGCCUUUUAUAUUAUGACCAUGGAAAAACCAAUAUAAUAUUUCAUGCUAAAAUGUCUUACUUUAAAUUUAUGGUAGUCAUAAGUGAAUAAUGCGUCCUUGUAAUGGUAGCGGACUUGUAACAAUUAAAUAUAUAAUACUAUACAAAUCAACAGGUACAAAACAUAAAUCAAAUUUAAAAAAUGUAUCCUCUUUAAUCAAAAACAAUUUUGAAUAGUUUAUUUGAGAAUAUAUAAAAGAAAUAAUUUCUUACUUAUACAAAUAUUUCAGCAAUCCCAAAGGCCAUUAUAUCUCCCGAAUGUCCAAGUGGUCCAGGUGUUAAGAAUGGACACAUCAGACGUGGUACAACAGCCACGUGUAACUGUCAGAUAGUCCGCCAGUCACGUCCAGCUGGGUAUGUCCAGUGGUUUACAGAAGAUGGUCAGUCUGUUGCACCCCCUGGUGAAAUUAGUGAUCUUGUACUAUCCUCAAACACUACAGGUAUUUUUUGCUAAAAAAUAUAACUUAUGUUUAAUUAUAUAUUAUGUGCAAAGCAAUGUAGGAAAGUAAUGUGGUCACGACAGUCCUCUUACUGUCCCACUGGAUGAAUCAUUUAAGCUAAGUUUUUUUUUUUCAUAUGUGUAUUAGUCGUUGUUUAUACACAGGAGAAGGCUAAUACAGGACACGUUGUUUUUUAUUUUUUUAUUUUUAGACUUUGUUUCAGAUUUUGCCAUGCUUUGCAUCACAUAUUUCCUUCCAUUUAAAACAGUGGUUCUUAACCUUUCUACUGCCGCGACCCUCUAAUACAGUUCCUAAUUUUGUGGCGACCCCCAACCACAAAAUUAUUUUCGUUGAUACUAUAUAACUGUAGAGUUUAUGUAUUUUUAGAUGGUCUAAGGCGACCUCUUUGUAAGGAUCGUGCGACCCCCAAAGGGGUCGCGACUCACAGGCUGAGAACAACUGAUUUUAAAACUUCUUGCAGUCUCUUCCCCCCCCCCUCCCACCUUCCAAUUAAAACAUGCAAAUAUCAUUAAAUUAUGUCGCACAUUGUAUAAGGAUUGUUAACCAUUGUUUCAGAUUUCACAACAUGUCUACUUUAUUUUUAUGAAAUUCCCCUGCAAAUUUAAUGAUAAAAAGAAUGUUACAUAGUGAUAAAUAAUAUGUACUUAAUGAUAAAAGAUUAACAGAAUUUACAAUGUUUAAAAUUAUUAAUAACAUUUUCACUGUUAAAAAAAAAUGCAAAUAUGUGAGUGUUCUACAACUGAACUUCUGCGUUUAGGAUCAAACACGUCAUAUAAUUGCUACGGAAUCUCAGAAAAUGGACAAGUAUCCGGUGGGACGAUUGUAGCAAAAUUUUAUGGCAAGUCUUUUAAAUAUAAGCUGUUAUAA
Lymnaea stagnalis (great pond snail) is the source of this 4854-nucleotide messenger RNA. The record is from the annotation of a GenBank genome assembly. Lineage: Eukaryota; Metazoa; Mollusca; Gastropoda; Lymnaeidae.